AAGUUCUGGGUAUUGUGUAACUUCCAUCUGCUACAAUACCUAAGAAGUUGAUGAGCUAUGCAGUUAGUAUUUCAUAAUUGAUAUAGCUUACCUGUAAGAUUUCUUCUUUUACUUUCGAUAACUUCGUCUGCUGACUCACAGUGAAGUAUUACGGGCUUCGAGUUCUCUUUUUCUUCUGACGAUAAUCUCCUUGUCCAUGGAUCACAUACCAUCCAUGAACUACUACAUGGAUGAUUGUGUAUAAUCUUGUAGGAUUUGAUUACAUAUCCUUGCUCUUCUAGUCUUACACGGAAUUUAGAUUGACAAUUACGGAAUUUAGACCUUAAACAUAAGAUAUUAGUUAAAGAUCUUACGAUUUUUGCCUCACUUUCAAACCUUCCGAUUUCCGUUUGUGACCAAACGUACAAUUAAACGAUACAAACAGGUAUUUGAACCUGACAUCCUUCAGCAAUCUGCUUUCUGUGUGGAUGUAACGAGUAUAAGUAGUCUGAGAAGCGAUAAAAUUAUAGUUCCGUACUUUUUGGAACUCUUUUAAGGCGCUUUCAAAAUCAUCCCACAACACGAAACGCUUGUUCAGUAUCAUACUUCGAAAGGCAUCGGUUAAGUCGACUGAAAUGUCACUUGAGGAUGAAGCACUAAAAACAGACAUUACUAAUUAUUAAACAGUUAUUCCUUGCAACAAUAAUAACCCAAGGAAAUACUACAAAUACUUGAGAUUUACCUGUGACUUGACAUUUCGUUUAGCUUUACUACAAUUGUUGGGAUCAAAGAUCAAAUUACAAAGCAACAACAGAGCCAAAGUGCACACUACAAAACAGAGAACGCUAAAUUAAUGGUUUUGCUAUUUAUUUCGUGCUUUUUAUGUAGCAUAGGAUGACUUAUAUAUGAAAAAACUUGAUACUCAUGCAAACCAACCAACCCACGGCAAUUGAAAUACGGAAUGACCGCCUCUAAUCAAGCCGUUCAAGGUCGCUGAAACGAAAGGGCGGACACAUUUCAAAAGGACCUAACGUUUAAACCGUGCCUCACAAAAUUGUGAGUCUACGAAAAUAUUUCAAAAGUCGACCUCUGGCAAAUGGGGGCCCUGUUUUCAGCCUUCUGUGCAAUUGCUACUUUUUUACUUUGUAUUUUCAACCGUGAACCAGAAACGUUUUUUUCGGGCUUAUCAUCAAAAACAGCAUAUCGUUUUUGUGGUUUGAAAUCAUACGAAGAUAAAGUGUCUGUUCAAUUUAAAAGAUGCUCCUUGGUGCAUGUUAAUGUAUUACUCAGACAUGGAACUAGAGCACCAGAUUCCAAAUCAAUUAAAUCUUUCACAGAUUUACACGAACGUCUUAAAGAAAGUUAUAACAAUGGAUCACCAAUUCCUUACAAACUUCUAACACAUCCAAUACCUUUUAAAAAUGCUGCUGCAAAAGAACUUUUACCUAGAGGAUUUCAAGAGCAUGAUGGUUUAGGCAGACGUUUUUUUAAUCUCAUGCGACAACAUUUCAAUUUUACAAUUGAAAAUGUUAAUUUCUACUCGAGUUCCAUUGAUCGUUGUAUUGCAAGCGGGAGAGCAUUUUAUAACGGUUUUAUUAAUGGAUCAACUAUAAAACCAAUAUGGAAUCGUACAUUAUAUUGUGGUAAUGAUGAAAUACCAAAUAGUUGUUUACUCAAUAAUCAAUUAUCAGAAAUCAAUAAUCAUGAUCAUUAUAUAAAGAAGAAUAUAACAAUUAAUAAUUAUUUAUUAAGAUUUUUUGCUGAUUGUAAAAAUUAUAUUGAAAAUAUUGAAAAGAAUAAAUCAGCUAUUUAUGAAUAUUAUCAAUUUCUUAAUUCAAAUUAUAUUGUUAAUUCUUAUGAAAAUUUUAUUAAACGAUUUAAUUUAAAACGUGAAAAUUAUACAUUUGAUGAUUUAAAAAUAAUAUUUUUGGCUUGUGCGUAUGAAGUUGCUGCAAUGGAUGAUAAUGACGAUCUAUCACCUUGGUGCAGUCUAUUGACACCUUAUGAUUAUCCAGUAUGGGAGUAUUUAGCAGAUUUAAAGCAUUAUUGGCGUAAAUCGUACGGUUAUGAAUUGAAUUAUGAACAAUCAUGUCCUUUACUUGGUGAAAUAAUACAACAAAUUUAUAAUGUAGCUAUAAAUUUCCAGAAAGACAACUAUAGUCAAAAUAAUCCAACAUUACAUCGUGGAAGUUUUUGGUUCGGGCAUGCAGAAACCGUUCUACCUAUUGUCGCUGCUUUAGGUAUAUUCAAUAGCUCAGUCGGUCAUUCGACUUUACACAAGUUAACAGCAGAUAGCUUUGAUGAAAGAUUAAGAAUGAUCUAUGAUACAGAUGUUCCAUCGCCUACAAUGUUUCGCACAAGUUAUAUUGCACCAUUUGCUGGCAAUGUGGCUUUUCUAUUAUAUUACUGUCCUGAUUUAGAUUCUGAUAAUGAUCUGGAUAAAUUUCGUGUCAAAGUAUUAAUCAAUGAGAAAACAAUUGCUUGGCCAUUAGCUAGUUCAAUACAACCGCCUACAUUAGAUCAUCCAGGUGAAACAAAUGCUUCUCUAACAACUAUAUUACAAUAUUUCAACGGUUGUAUGCCUAAUAAUUAUGAUAAUAAUAAAGUUUGUUCACUUCACAAGACGUUUUAGAUACAUAAUUCCUUGUGAAUAACUACGAUCUACUGAUUAUGACGCCUGGUAGAUCCUUUGUCUAUUGAUUCGUAAAUAAAUAUUCUCAUAAUAAAUAAAUAAUGUUGAUUGAUGAAUAUAACCGUUUUUGCCUUAUGCUUCUUUAUUUGUUUUCUAUCUUCAUUUUCUUUAUCUUUUACACUUUGUAUAUAUAUAUUUUUCGAAAAUAAAAAACAACAUACACUCACGCAAUUUUAUUUAUUCGCACUGAACAAUCGAGGCAUAGUCCACAAUUGAAAUUCAAAUCAACCACAUAUGGAAACGAUGAUUCUUUUUGAUACUUUACCAAUUAGUUCGUCAAUAAAAAGUAAACAAAGUCGAAAACAAUGAUAAUAACAAUAUUCUAACAUCUAUUACUAUCUGUCUACCCACAAGUACAGGGUAUAUAUGUAUGUAUAGUUGAUAGUUUCUUAAUGUUGCUAAUGAUGAUUAUGUUUUACAGCCAAAUAUUGUUAUAGAAUUUUAAUUAAAAAGGCAAUUUCCCUAGAAAAAUGUAGUUUUUUUUUUAUUACAAAUUUUAUUCUUUUGAUUUUUACAAUGGGUAGUUUUCACUUUGACUAUUUAUGUAUAUGUGACUCUUAGUUUGUUAUUUGAAUGAAGAAGCUUUUUUUUUGUUGUUCAUGUUAUCAAUUCAGUUACAUUGUGGUUUUUACUUGUAUUGUAAUUAAUUUGUAGUUAAAUGAAUAAUCUUUUAGUAUAUUUCAA
Messenger RNA from Schistosoma margrebowiei, 3355 nucleotides. NCBI's taxonomy places the organism in Eukaryota, Metazoa, Platyhelminthes, Trematoda, Strigeidida, Schistosomatidae. The record is from the annotation of a GenBank genome assembly.